Messenger RNA from Pocillopora damicornis (cauliflower coral), 1090 nucleotides. Its product is annotated as protein C19orf12. The record is from RefSeq and is a predicted model, not a curated record. Lineage: Eukaryota; Metazoa; Cnidaria; Anthozoa; Scleractinia; Pocilloporidae.
GGAAAGGUCAUCGGUAAUAUUAAGUUCCCUAUACGCAUUUUCCAAUCUCUUAUCCAAGUUUGUUUUUCAAUUUUACUGUACGUCCACCAUAAAUUCAAGAUGCCUGUAACACCCGAAGACCUUGUGGGUCUUUUGGCCCUGAUCACGGGCGAAAGGAAUUAUCAGAUCACAAAUAGCCAGCGCCUGAAAGGAGGAUUUCUGACAGGCAUUGGAGCCACUGUUGGCGGUGUGUGUGGUGGACCUUUUGGUGUUGUUGUGGGAGGCCUAGUCGGCGGAUCACUAGCUGCUUGGAAAGGAAAAUCGACCACAAUACCAUUAGACCAAUACUUGAUGGAUAUGGACAAAGAACAGAGGCAAGCGAUGUUUGCGUAUAUGAAUUACCUUAUAGAAGAUAGCCAUGUUCAAAACUUUGUUGCCCUGAACGCUAAAGUUGCCACCGACCCCGAUCUCAAACGACGAUUUUUGGAUGUGCUGUUGUGCUAUUUGAAGGUAGAACUGAGGCUCAAUGUGAUCGAAUGAAUGAAGAGAAUGAAGGAAAGGAGCUUGUCGUCACUAGAACAAGAACGUGGUUGAAAUUGGAAAGGUUCAAUUGAAUUCAGAAAAACAGGAAACCUGAAAACCAUGUGGAAAAUUUCACAAAACUGGCAAGGAUAACAGUAAAAAUUUUCCAGUAAUUUAUUGUCUAUCACUAUUUCCAUUUUGCUCUAUUGUUUAGGAAAGUUUUGAAAUACGCAUUGACACUAGAUUUUCUACAGAGCCGCACAAACAUAUGCAAAUAACCGUGCAUGAUAAAAUGAUGGAAGUUAUUCUUGUUUUCACGACAUAAAACAGUUUAAGACUUUUUCAUCUAAAAAAAAACUGUGAUGCUUUGUUCUUUAGUAUACUUGAAUGAUUCUUGUUCAAUUUAUCGUCUUUAUUUCCCGUCAGGUUGUAGUUUUGAGGGUAGCUCUUAUUCAAAUAAGAAACAUUUUUGGCAAAAAUCUACCAUUGCCAUGGCGAGUUUUAACCCAUUGAUCACAUUUUAUGAAUUUUAAGAACUGACAACAGAACAAUGCGAUUUCGAUAAAAAUAUACUUUUAUUGAAAUAACA